AUGAUUGAACCCAUUGGGAACCAGUACAUCGUGUCCAGGCCAGUGUAUUCUGCAAAUGCCUUUGAGGAAGAUCAUAAAAAGAAAUACAGACAUCACAAGACAUUUCUGGAUCAUCUCAAAACGUGUUGUAGCUGUUCCACAAAAAAGGCCAAGAGAAUUGCCCUUUCUUUGUUCCCGAUAGCAUCUUGGUUACCAUCAUACCAGGUGAAAGAAUGGCUACUUAGUGAUAUUGUUUCUGGAAUCAGCACUGGACUAGUGGCUGUACUACAAGGUUUGGCAUAUGCCCUGCUGGUCAACAUCCCUCCAAGCUAUGGACUGUAUGCAGCUUUUUUCCCAAUUAUAGUCUAUUUUUUCUUGGGCACUUCUAGACAUAUAUCUGUAGGUCCAUUUCCAGUUCUGAGUAUGAUGGUAGGAGCUGUAGUGAUGAGAUUAGUCCCAGAAGAGAAUAUGAAUGCUCUGAACUCUAAUAGCUCAAUGAGCAAUAAUUCAUCACUAGAUGAGCAGAGGGUGAUGGUGGCUGCAUCAGUCACAGUCCUUUCUGGAAUCAUGCAGUUGCUCAUGGGGUGUCUGCAGAUUGGAUUUGUGUCAGUCUAUUUAUCGGAGUCCUUAAUCAGUGGUUUCACCACUGCUGCCGCUAUCCAUGUUCUAGUUUCCCAGCUCAAAUUUAUGUUGCAGCUGACAGUCCCGGCACAUACGGAUCCAUUUUCACUCUUUAAAGUACUAAUUUCCAUAUUCACACAAAUAGAGAAGACUAAUAUCGCAGACCUUGUGACAUCCUUGAUUAUCCUGAUAAUUGUAUUUGUGGUUAAAGAAAUCAAUCAGCGCUACAAAGCCAAACUUCCAGUGCCCAUCCCAAUUGAACUCUUCAUGACUGUAAUUGCAACAGGUGUAUCCUAUGGCUUUGACUUCCAAAACAGGUUUAAAGUGGCUGUGGUUGGGGAGAUGCCAAGUGGAUUUAAGGCUCCUGUCCCACCCAACAUACAAUAUUUCCAAGAAACUAUUGGAGAUAGCUUCACCAUUGCAAUUGUUGGCUUCGCCGUGGCCUUUUCAGUUGCCAGCGUCUAUUCCCUAAAAUAUGAUUAUCCCAUUGAUGGAAAUCAGGAAUUAAUAGCCUUUGGAGUGAGUAAUGUGUUCACUGGAUCCUUCCAAGGAUUUGCUGCCAGCACUGCCCUCUCCAGAUCAGGAGUUCAGGAAAGCACAGGAGGCAAAACACAGAUUGCGGGAAUUCUCUCUGCUAUCAUUGUGCUGAUUGUCAUUGUGGCCAUUGGAUUCCUUCUAGAGCCACUGCAAAAGUCUGUCUUGGCAGCUUUAGCACUUGGAAACCUAAAGGGAAUGCUGAUGCAGUUCACUGAAGUACGAAGAUUAUGGCGAAAGGAUAAGUAUGAUUGUCUAAUUUGGAUCGUGAGUUUCAUCUUCGCCACCGUCCUGGGACUCGGCUUAGGCCUGGCAGCUAGUGUGGCAUUUCAGCUCCUCACCAUCAUAUUCAGGACCCAAUUCCCAAAAUGCAGCACCCUGGCUAACAUUGGGAGGAGCAAUAUCUAUAAGAACAAAAAGGAUUAUUUUGAUGUUUAUGAACCAGAAGGAGUCAAAAUUUUCAGAUGUCCAUCCCCAAUCUACUUUGCAAACAUUGCAUUUUUUAAGCAGAAACUUAUUGAUGCUGUUGGUUUUAAUCCACUUCGAAUUUUACGUAAGCGCAACAAAGCUUUAAAAAAAAUUCGAAAACUGCAGAAGAAAGGCCUGCUACAAGUGACACCAAAAGGCUUUAUAUGUACCAUGGAUGGCUUUAAAGAUUCUGAUGAAGAGCUGGAUAACAACCAAAUAGAAGAACUGGAUCAACCGAUCAAUACCACAGACCUGCCAUUCCAGAUAGACUGGAAUGCUGAUCUUCCUCUCAAUAUUGAGGUUCCUAAAAUCAGCCUGCAUAGCCUCAUUCUCGAUUUUUCUGCAGUAUCAUUUCUUGACGUCUCUUCAAUGAGGGGUCUCAAAUCGAUUUUGCAAGAAUUUAUCAGGAUCAAAGUAGAUGUGUAUAUUGUUGGAACUGAUGAUGAUUUCAUUGAAAAACUCACACGGUGUGAAUUUUUUGAUGAUGAAGUCAAGAGCUCAAUAUUUUUCCUAACAAUCCAUGAUGCUGUUUUGCAUAUUUGGAUGAAGAAGGAUUAUACUUCAAAAUUUAAUCCCAGUCAGGAAAAAGAAAAAAGUUUUGAAUUUAUCAUAAAUACAAAUGGAGGAUUACGUAAUCGGGAAUGUCAGGUAAAGUUCUUCUGCAGGUUUUUUAUUCAGACAAAAAAAAACCCCUUAAAAGCAAUGAGGUCUCUUCUGGCAUGCUGCAUACAGUUCAGCAAAACUGGGUCAAGAAGGAAUGAAGUAUGUGUGUGGGGGGGAAGUCAGGUGGUAGGGAAAUAUUCUCCAACCAGUAUCUUAGAGAGUUACAUAAAACUCAGACCAGUAGAAAGAAUGGGAACCAUGGUACUAUAUUUCUAUUAAUACUGAACACAGAGAAAAUAUUUAUAAAGCACAUACAACCAAGAGAUUCUAUUUGAUUUUUCUAACAAUCCAUGAAGCAGAAAAGUUAUUACUAUUUCCAUUUACAAACUAGUAUUGGCUCUAAGGAGCUAAUAUACAGUCCAUGGCUCCCAGGUAUGGGAAAACCCUCAGUACCUAGACCAACAAUAACAAUUAUGUCUUUUUCUUCUUUACUAGAGUUGCUAAGUCAUUAUUUAACUGGAUAAUUUCAUUUCGUUCAAGAACAUUUGUUUUUAUUCAGUCCUUUAAGGGAAUGUCUAGGAUGAGAAAAGCUAAAGCACAUAUCAAAAUGGGUAUCUGCUAUAUCAGGGGCCUGGUUGGUUGAUUCUCUCAGUUUGUAAAAUACACAAAGAAAUCUUUAUUUCACAACUGAGGAAACCAAAACAGGUCCAGAGAGCUUAGCUAAUUUGCUCAUGGUUACACACCAAGGUGACAGCAAUACAAUUUUAAUUAUAAUGUAUCUGAUAUUUAAGAGUGUACUCUAUAUGUAUACUAUGUUGGCUUUAUCCUUUGACGAAAGGCUAAUGAAACUGAGGAUCCAGAGAGAGUAUGGAAGGGCUAUAAUUAGUCCUCAAAUAAAUCCAUCAAGUAUGGAAGGUGGCUAGAUGCAUUUUUCUCCAUUGAAGAGAGGUCUAAGUAAAAGGAAUUUAGAUUAAAUAUAAAGGGAAAAUUGUACAACAUAUGAGAACGCUGCACCAUAUUCAAGAGCCAUAUCAAUACAAAAAGGCUAAAUGAAAAGAACUUCCUAGAAAGUAAAAAAGACCUGUGUUGAAAGCAGAGCCCGGAACACAAUGGUUCUGUUUCCCAGAGCAGAGGUAGAUUUCAAGUCCAGCAUCAAUGCCUGUACUCCCUAAUAAAGGAAAGACUCCCAAUCCAAUCUAAUAGUUGGAUUCAGCAUUGUCACAUUUCACAGUACAGGAACAUAAUUUGAAUAUGGUGCUUGAUCUAACUCUUUAGAACCAUUAUCUGAAUAUAAUGUAAUUAGUACCAUCUGGUGUGUCAGUCUCUCCAUAUUAAAAAAUCAUUUAACACUGGGUCCCUUGUAUUGCUAAGAACAUAAAUCAGCAGUUAGAAUAAGCCACCAGUGGUGACUCAGAUGGCAGUUGAGUAUGUCUAGCUAGCAAACAGGAUAAUUCAAGUUUGCGUGGCCUCUGAAACAAAUAUUAAUUUAAUGCUACAGCAUACUUUAUGCCACAUGUGUUUUAAGUUAAAUUAGGCCUUUGAAAGAUUUGCUACAAUAUGGCACGGCAGUUUUGUUAAGAAACAAGGGGAUGCAGUAUUUGAUCAUUAAGUCAAGAAUUUUAAAAAAUUAAAAUCUGGGACUGAAGAGAUAGUCCAAGGAUUAAGAAGGCACUUGUCCAGCGUUCAGUCAACCCUGGUUCAAUCCUAGUACCACAUACUGUUGCCUAGGGAGUCUUUCCUAAACAGAGAACCUGGAGUAAGCCCUGAAUACUGUUGGUGUGACCCCACCCUCACCCCAAAUCUGUUGAUGAAUCUGGUAAAUUCUAGCUCCUUAUUUAACUAGUUGCAAUUUAAAAUACAACAUCAUUGAAAGAGAACAAGUCUUUUAAACAUAAAAACUUUGUCUUCUUUCAGGUACCAACUGAAACGAAAUUCUAAUAAAAAUAUGAUUCAGAGCGGUCCUUGUCAAUCUGAUUGUCACAUGAAGAACAAAUUUAUAUCAGGAAAGUUAUUGCUAAGUUCAUACAUUGUAUGAAGAUUAUUUUUGGCAGAUUUAUGUUUCAGACUUUGGAACAAGAUUGUUCUAAUACUGUAUAUUUUUUGCAUAUCUAGUACAAAAUUGUGUAUACUCUCAAUUUUAUACCUGAUGGAUCUACCAAAAGAAAAAAUUUAUAUGUAUUUUUAUAGUACUUACAGAUUUCCAUCCAAGCCACUACCUUUGUGCAUGUUUUGUAGUGCAUCUACAUCUGCUUUAAAUUUCAUAAUUUAUAGUUCAUGCUAUACAUCUCCAUUAAAAGAUCAAACAUACAGUUGAACUUGUCCUUAAAAACAAGCUUAGUGAAACAAACUCAUUUGGGUCCCCUGUACAGUGAAUGAUAUGGCUGAAAACAUCAAACUAAUAGCCUGGGCAACAAGUCUUCUUUUCCAAGAUUUUAUGACUACUACUAUAAUCAUAAAAUCAUAUAACAGUAACAUUAUCUGUGUCUUUUGUUUUGGGGCCAUACCCAGCAGUGCUCGGGGCUUACUCUACACGUAGGGAUCACUCCUGAUGGUGCUCAGGGGACAAUAUGGACUGCAGGGGAAAAUGAACCCAACUCAACCACAUACAAGGAAAGUGUCCCAGCCACUGGACUAUCGUUCUGGCCCCAUCAAUCUUUUUAAAGCCCCCGAUUUUCUAUCCAGAUUUAGACAUACUUCUAAUGUCAUAUUUGUAACUGUGACUUUUUUUUUUCUUUUUGGGUCACACCCAGUGAUGCUCAGGAGUUACUCCUGGCUUUGCACUCAGGAAUUGCUCCUGGCAAUGCUUGGGGGACCAUAUGGGAUGCCGGGGAUCAAACCCGGGUCGGCCGCAUGCAAGGCAAACGCCUUACCUGCUGUGCUAUCACUCCGGCCCCUAACUGUGACUUUUGAGUCACAUCCUUACUUUUUUUACACCUCUAAAUAUGAGAAUAGUAUAAACUAAUGGAAAACACAAAAUAAAAAACCAGGAAGAUAAAAACUAAGCUAAUUCUACCUGGUCUUACUGGAAGGGAAAUAAAAAAAUGAAUGCUUCUGAUUUCACUGGCAUGACUUCAUGCAAUUUUAUGUUUAUGAAAUCAUUAGAAAUUGAACAGAAAAAGAUUCCAUGCUCUCUAUUAAACAUCAGACCCCAUUGCCAAUGUGAAUCAUUUUAGAACUCUCCUCUAAUACACGUCAAAGUGCCCACACAUACUUGACUAAUGUGUCUUUACUAAGAAGGCUUUGGACAUACAACCAGGUACAGGAAGGUAUAACAAAGGUCUAUAAGGCAUUCUUAAAUAAAAACUAGACUUUAACAUUAUUUUUUUAAUUCUUUUUAGCAAUGUUUCUUAACUUUUUGAUUCAGUCACUUUAUGAUACCCUGUGAAUUUGAAUUAAAGAGUUCUUCUGUAGAGGGAUGGGAGUCAAAACUAAAAUCGGUUUGGGAGUGAGGUAAAAAUCUUCAUAUAGAAUUGUCACUAAUGUCUGCAUCCACUAUAUAAAGGUGCACUCUAUAGUCUGUCAACCAAAAGAACAAGCUGGAACAAAUACUCCAAUUCUUGAGCCCCAUUACAAUCCAUUCAAAUUUACAUCUUGAGAGGUUCACAUAUCCUCAUUCCUGGAGAGGUUUCCUCUUAGACCAUAAAUUGGAUAUGCUUGGGAAGGGAAAUACAUGGGAAUGGGAAUCUAUCUGCCUCAGAGCAAAUACUAGAUACUGAGUGUUACAAGAAUCCAAACCUUGCGCUAGGCAGAGGCCAAACGACUGUGGUGUAAGAUAAAAAUAAAACUUUUAUAAACCAGAGCAAGACCAAAAAAAAAAGAGAUCAUAUGCAACAAUGCAACUAACAGACUACUGAAAUUAAGACAGACUGGAGCCAAUACUUGCAGAGAAAUUUGUCUUUAAAAUCAUCUUCUUAGGGCUGGAGCAACAGUACAGCAGUUAGGGUGAGCCUUUGGGGUUUGACCCCAAAGGAGUGAUCCGUAAGCACAGAGCGAGGAGUAAGCCCUGAGCAUCAUCAGGUGUGACCCCAAAACAAAAAAAUCAUCUUCUAAUUAUUAAGCAUUUGGUAUAUACCCUUGUCUAAAUACUGUAACCUAAUACUUAGAAAUUGCAAGGCUGAUCUUACACUGCGUAUACAAAACCAAAGGGGAAUAUUUUAUGCAUUUUCUUGCUAUCUUCAUUUGGUACCUCCAUAUCAAAACAGAUCUACUGAUACUCUAACCUGCUCGGCUAACACCACCUCAAGUAAUUACAAUAGAUUUCUCAGGUUGAAAAAUCUGUCUGGAAAUUCUACUGAUUCUACAUUUAAAUUUUAUCUAGAAUCAAUUGAGUUUAUUUAAAAACCUAAGGUUUAUACUGUAUUUAUUGCUAUUCUUAAAAAGUAAAUCGAGGAUCAAAGAGGAUAAGAAAUGAAUCAAAGUUAUACUGUUGCUGGUAGGAAAGCCAGAAUUUAGUCCAAGUAGGUCAACUACAGAGCUGGGCUCCUAUCCAUAGGAAACUUUACCAUCUGAAAGAAACAAAUCUGUAUCAAGUCUCAGCUAACUCAA
This is a messenger RNA of Sorex araneus (European shrew), 6750 nucleotides long. It is a transcript of the gene SLC26A3, whose product is annotated as solute carrier family 26 member 3. Gene Ontology annotation, cellular component: membrane. Gene Ontology annotation, biological process: transmembrane transport. Gene Ontology annotation, molecular function: oxalate transmembrane transporter activity; secondary active sulfate transmembrane transporter activity; chloride transmembrane transporter activity. The transcript is spliced from 19 exons. Lineage: Eukaryota; Metazoa; Chordata; Mammalia; Eulipotyphla; Soricidae. The record is from RefSeq and is a predicted model, not a curated record. The coding region runs from base 1 to 2484 and encodes 827 amino acids.